Sardina pilchardus (European sardine) is the source of this 1822-nucleotide messenger RNA. RefSeq names its product zwilling (gene zwi). NCBI's taxonomy places the organism in Eukaryota, Metazoa, Chordata, Actinopteri, Clupeiformes, Clupeidae. The transcript has a single exon. Bases 1549 to 1797 code for a protein of 82 amino acids. The record is from RefSeq and is a predicted model, not a curated record.
GAUGAGCUAAAUGCUAAACCAAGCUAACCAGCUAAACCAAGACCUUGCAGUAAACGUCAAAUAUGACAAGCAUGUUAUCAUGACAUGUAGGAUUAUGACAGACCAAUCUACUAUCCAAGAGAGAAAUCGUCUGAGGAACGCAUGAUGUUUAGGAACCUCCCUUUGAAUAAUAUUCUAAUCUGAAGGCGAUGUAAUGUGUAAGGAAUGAGACAGGCUGUUAGUGUGUGCUGGGUGAGGGCGUGAAUGAAGCAGCUGCUUUUACAACAGCUGACGUUAACUCUGCCAUGUUAACAAGAGAGCAUCAGUGUUGAGUAUAGGAUGUAGAAGUGGUUGGUACUCAGUGCAAUACUCAAGUACCCUUAAAUUCAGUGAGCUUCGGUAGGUUUCCUUGUCUCUCAUUCACAUAUUGUCAAAGUUGAGUUGUAAGUCAUGCAUCAAUUAACUUAUUUAUGUGUCAAGGGCAAAACGGCUGUUAAAAUAAACCCACCACUUAAAGUUUGUUAGUACAGUAUAAGGAUACACCAAUUGCAGAUUUAAGUACAUUUAUUUUGCAUUUUUUUGUGUUUAUUUUACUUUUUUUAUUUGCUUAACUUGCCUAUGAAAUAGAAGAGGGGAAAUAUUGAAAAGCACCAUUGUUACACUUAAUGCACAAGAAAACCCCCUAGAAAUUAUUCUGUAGAGACUGAUGGUGAGAGAAGUUAAAUUGAAAUAGAUUGAUGGAUUUUUUUAAAAUUUUGUUUUGUUUUUUUAAACAACGAUUUAACAUGACAUCAUGAAACAAUGUGUCAUGGAAGAACCGAACACCACACAUUGCUGCCUGUAUGUAUGCUCUUUCAGAUUGGUCCAUUGCAUGUCAACUGAUGAUACCACCAAGAUGCUAUGCUAUACUAUACGGUGUGACACUUUGAGCUCUGAACUGAGGACAAAUAUAUAAGCCUUUAGUCACUUUGUUCUAUAGAUAAGUACAGUACAGCUCCAAAGGCGGCCUCUUUCCCAGCAGAGAGCAGUUCUGCAGGGUACAAUGCUACAGGAUCUAGUGAUGUCACCACCGAUUGUCCACUGUACAACAAUGUGGCCCUCACUGUGUUCUUCGGUGGCAUCCCAGCGUUGGGGACAAUGAGCUCCACUGUCCCAUCGGCCCCCAGCUCCAGGCCGCGGCCUCCUACGGCAGCCUCUGUCCAUUCAGGGCGCUCAGGGGUGGUAUGUGGCCUAGCCGAUCCCACGUCCGACUGCUCAACAAGAGCAUUAUGCAGCCGGUGGGCUGCGCUGUCCACGUUUAGCAUUCUGGUCCUGGUGCGGACGCUUGACUCUGCUCUCCCCCUCUCAUUCUCUCUUUCUUCAUCACACCCAGAGAAGGCACACUGCGCGGGUGUGCUGCUGCCACUCGGGCAUGCGAUGAGCCGCAACAUUCGCUGAAGUUCCCCUGCCCUGGAUUUCCCCCAACUCUCCUUCCAAAAAAAAAAAACGGUAAAAGAGAAGAAAAAAAAUAGGAAAAACUAAAUUUGAUCUUCCAGGCUGGCUCGGGGGCCCCUAACAGCCUGAAGUUCCAUGGGGAACACCAGCAUCACUGAGGGCCGGACGGCCCUCAACCUGGGCGCUACCUCUUUGAAACGGGACAAGACCAAGAUCCAGAUGGGCAGCUCGUCCAUCAGCCGGGGGAAGAGCACCACGUCGCUGGGCACCUCCACCAUCACCAGUGGCAAGACCAAGAUCUCCAUGGGAAGUGCCUUCUUCACCCGAGGAACCAAGACCACAUCUUUCCGAAAGGCAUUCUUGCCCAAGCGGAAAACCCUCUAACCACCUAGGGGGAACCUCAAUAGUG